Molecule: messenger RNA, 1678 nt
Organism: Vitrella brassicaformis
Lineage: Eukaryota; Vitrellaceae
Source: the annotation of a GenBank genome assembly
CAGCAACAUGACUUCUGUCCCUUCCCUGCUGGCCUACAAGAGGCCGAUGGCCUUGGCGAACCAGACGAUGCCGAUGCCCGCAGCGAACGCCGACGCGCCGAAGGCCAGGCGUUUGGGAAUGUCUGGCCGGUCCACCGCCCUCGUCAGCCUUAUCGACCCCUCCCCAGCCGCAGCACUGCACGCACUCAUCGUCAGCUGCACACAGAUAUGACACAUGAAUGACACACAUCACAUCGACCAACCAGUCUGCCUUGCCCCUCCCUCUUUGUUUGUGUCGGUGUGCUGACGUUGGUUGUACCAUGGUGCCGGUGCAGUAAGACAGCAGAAAUAGGAACACGGCCGGCCAUCGUGUGAAGGAGAGGGAAGGGGCGAGGCCGGGAGCGCCGUCCAGCGAGAAGCCGUGCAGCAUGCCGUUGAAGAAGAGCGUCAGGCCGCGACGCAGAGAGGCCGACAGAUCUCGGUAGCCCUCCUUUUGCUCCUCUUUGGCACGUGCAUCCAGCUGAGCCUGUCAGCCAGUCCAUACGUCAGUCAGACAGACAGACAGACGAAUAUGAGAAAGAGGACACACCUGCCCUGCUCCCCUGCUUCAAUACAUACCUGCAGCUCUUCAGCAUCCCAGGAUCGCGCCUCUUUGUAGCCGAAGAAUCCGAUGAGUAUGAGCGACAGCCCCACCAGCCCCUCCGUCCAGGUCUCCAUCCGCUCUAUCAGCGCACCCCCGUGAAGGCCGGCCGCAUCCAUGACGAAUAUGCGGUCCUUGAGCACAAAGGCCAGCAUCCCCAUGAUCAUGGCCGACAGCCCGUGGCCCAGCCCCCACACCAGCCCCAGCUUCCCAGCGCCCGUCCACCGCCGCCCAAGACAUUGCGGCAGCAGCGCCGCCAGGUGGUCGGGGCCGCUCACUGCAUGGAGCGAACCGGCCAGAGCGCCCCCACCCACAGUCACGAUGGACGCCGCCGGCAACACUCGCUUGAUGAACCGCGAGAAGGCCGCCCACCGCCGCACCUGGCUGAGCAGCAGGGCGAGUGUGACGGCAAGGGUGAACCGGGAGGCGCGAGAGCUGAACAGUCGGUCGAAAGCCUUGACGAAUCGUUGCAAUCGGUUGUGGGGGGUGGUGGGGGUGACGGCAUUGACAGGAGAGAGCGAUGUCUGCGAUGGCGGGAUGGUGGGUGGGGGGAGGGGGCUGAGAGAGGGGGAGGAGGGCAGCGACACAUCGCUGGAGACGGAUGCUGCGGUUGACGAGGAUGAGGGUGUGGAGGCCUGUCUGCUCUUGAUGCCGAUGAGGCUGAGGUCCUCCUCUUCCACCGACGACUCGCUGUCGAUGGGCAGGGCGGCAGCAACACGGUCGACUGCUGUGCUGGUGCCGCACAUGGUCACAUAAUUGUGGUGCGGCAGCACGUUGUUGGUCGUCACCACUCGCACACGCCGGCUGGCAGGCAGCACAAACGCCCCCGACCUCCGAAGUGGCUUCACGUCCACCGGCACUCCCCUGCCCCGCGCACCGUGGCCCGCUGCGAUGAAGAUAAGCAGGAGGGAGGACGGCAGCAGCCUGAGCGAAUCAGCAGAUCUUCUCAUCGACAGUUGGAAAUGGGACAAACGAGUCCGCCGCCUUGUUCAGGCCGUCCUCCUUCAGCACCGGACUACCGCAGCGCACACACAGCAUGCGCAAAGGCAGGGAUCUUCC